This is a messenger RNA of Owenia fusiformis, 390 nucleotides long. NCBI's taxonomy places the organism in Eukaryota, Metazoa, Annelida, Polychaeta, Sabellida, Oweniidae. The record is from the annotation of a GenBank genome assembly.
GAUAAUCCUUGCUCGCAAUGUGGAGCUCAAGAAGUGAGGCAAUGUACACUGCCUACCACUACUCCUACUACUAUUCCACCAUCAACAACUAUUGCCUUAACCACCACAACCGAGAGUGUUGUAACCACAUCUACAACAUCAAAGGAUGAUACCACAAUCACAGACAGUACCAUAAGCCAACAGACAACUAAAGCAACUACUUCUCCAUCAACAGAACCUCCAACAACAACUACUACUCUACCAUCAACCACUACAACCAUAGAUCCUGCAUUAAGUCAUCCAUGGCUUGUUAGAAUAGAGAAUGGUAAAAAGAAAUGCUCUGGCACUUUGGUAACACCUUGUCAUGUAAUGACAUUAACAUCCUGUGUCAAACGAGAUAAUGGAAUAAAG